Messenger RNA from Gambusia affinis (western mosquitofish), 1041 nucleotides. Its product is annotated as C-type lectin domain family 17, member A-like. The transcript has 6 exons. Bases 57 to 755 code for a protein of 232 amino acids. Lineage: Eukaryota; Metazoa; Chordata; Actinopteri; Cyprinodontiformes; Poeciliidae. The record is from RefSeq and is a predicted model, not a curated record.
CAUGACAAGGUCGACUCUUACUUUUCUUUCUGCUGUCAGAGUUAAAACUUUAAAAUAUGUCAGCAGAAAUCAACACUAAGAAGGUUCAGGAAAACGCAAAGACGCCUGGAUCAGACAGUAAAGAAGAAGUUUGUUCUUCCUUCUGUCUGCUGCUGGCGUUGGGGGUCACCUUGGUCCUGCUGGCGGUGAGCAUCGGCAUCAUCACCUGGAGCUGUUUAGAAGUAAAGAAACAGAAAGAGAGAGCCAGCAGGCUGGAGCUGGCGUCUGAGCGGACAUGCAGAGAGAAGGAAAAACUCAACCAGAAGCUCAGAUUCUUCCUCACAUCCACAAACUUCUCUGUGAGAAACUUCUGUCCCGUCGGAGAGUGCCAGUUGUGUCCGGACGGAUGGUUCCGGUUCCAGGAAAAGUGCUACUGGUUCAGGAACGACACCGAGCUAAACUGGGAAGAAAGUCGUCGGUUCUGUCAGAACAGAUCUGCGGAUCUGGUUGUUAUUAAUAAUCCGCAGCAACAGGCUUUCAUCAGUAACCUCAGCAGCAGCUUCUACUGGCUCGGCCUGCAGCACGUUGACGGCAGCUGGGUCUGGAUCGACGGCUGCAAAGACACUUUAGGGUUUUGGAUGGAUGAUGUGAACCCGUUGGGUUCGUUUGCGGAGGUGUUGGCCUGGAGGAAUCUCACAGACAGCUGGCUGCCGACGACAUCUUCGACCUUCAGCAAGGUCGUCUGUGAGCAGCAAGCCUUCAACGUUUCCAUUUAAAGAGUUUCUGUUCUCACUCUUCACUGGGAUAUUUACACCAUCGUAACUGAAACACGUCAUAUUUUAAAGUUUCAUCAUGAUAUUAAAUGUCUUGCCUUUCUUUGGUGUUUUAAUGACCUCAUCUGCUAAUUAGAGCAAAUAAAUUAGCUAUUGAUCAGUUCAUGAUCACGUAUAAAUUAUAUCUGCAUUGUUGUUGUUUUAAAAAUAUGUUUUUUUUUCUGUUUAUCACUACACCUAAAAAUAUGUAUUCAAUACUAAUAAACAGUAAAAAUGAAAGAAAAAAGAA